This is a messenger RNA of Ochotona princeps (American pika), 556 nucleotides long. RefSeq names its product large ribosomal subunit protein uL16-like. Gene Ontology annotation, biological process: ribosomal large subunit assembly; translation. Bases 194 to 496 code for a protein of 100 amino acids. Gene Ontology annotation, molecular function: structural constituent of ribosome. Gene Ontology annotation, cellular component: cytosolic large ribosomal subunit; ribosome. Lineage: Eukaryota; Metazoa; Chordata; Mammalia; Lagomorpha; Ochotonidae. The transcript has a single exon. The record is from RefSeq and is a predicted model, not a curated record.
CAGCUAAUUAAGCCGACCAGCUCCCCUAUGCCAUGGGCGCCUGGAGUGCAAUGGCUGCAGACAGCAUUCUCCUAGGUAGUGUAUCAACCUGUUCCUUGUACGGGUUGCUCUAAGGGACCUCGGAGACAGUCCUUCAAAGUGGCCAAGCCUGCUUCCGACCUCAUGCUGUUCCUCAUCUAGGCUGCAGACAGGUAUGCGGGGUGCUCUUGGAAAGCCCCAGGGCACAGUCACCAGGGUUCACAUUGGCCAAGUCAUCAUGUCCAUCCUCACCAAGCUGCAGAACAAAGAACAUGUGGUUGAGGCCCAACGCAGGGCCAAGUUCAAGUUUCCUGGUUGUCAAAAGAUGCACAUCUCCAAGAAGUGGGGCUUUACUCAGUUCAAUGCGGAUGAAUUUGAAGACAUGGUGGCCAAGAAGCAGCUCAUCCCUGAUGGCUAUGGGGUCAAAUACAUCCCCUACCAUGGUCCCCUGGACAAGUGGCGAGCUCUCCACUCGUGAGGCCUCUGCUCUUCUGUGUUCCUAAAUCUGACAAAAAUAAAUCUUGAUUGUUUAAAAAAA